AGUACAUAGUCAGUACUCAGUACUCAGUAGCAAUAAAUUUACCUACAUACAUGAAUCAUGAUACAUACAUACAAAUAACUAUGUAAAUAAGUGCAAUACAUAAAGAGAGCCAAGAAAAAGUGUGUAAUAACUAACAAAAGUUAACUGGAUCUUAUUGUCAAAUAUCAAAAAAAUUGUUUAUUACCAUUAGCAAAAUUAAUUUUUGCCAAUAAUAAUUUUAAUAAAAAUGUAUUUUUAAUUAUAAUUUGAGUAUUAUUAUUAUAAAAGGAUAAUGAUUGUUUUAAAAUGUAAUGAUGGUGAUGGUGGUCAUUGGAAAUUACAACAGUUUCAUUGUUAUACAAAGUGUCAAUCAUUUGGAUUGAAUAAUAAUAAUAAUAAUAAUAAUAUCAAUAAUAUGUGCCUGAAUUAUUCAAUUGUUAAUAAAUAGCAAACCACUAUUGUGGUAUAAAAUUAAUAAUAUUCUAUUUUUAAUAACAAUAAUUAAAACAACAACAACAACAACAACAUCAACAAUGGCAUCAGUCAAAGUAGCCGUUAGAGUCAGGCCCUUUAACAAAAGGGAACUGGCCAUGAACGCAAAAUUAAUUGUUCAAAUGGAUGGAAAAAAAACAAGGAUAUGCAGCAGCAGUAAGAACACAGUCAAUUGCUGGGAAAUUGAUAAAGAAAAAUACAAGGAUUUUACAUUUGAUCAUUCUUAUUGGUCAUUUGAUGCCAACGAUGAAAAUUAUGCUGAUCAAGAUGAGGUAUUUCAUGAUCUUGGAACAGACGUCAUAGAGAGUGCCUUUGCUGGUUACAAUGCCUGUGUUUUCGCCUACGGUCAAACUGGCUCUGGCAAAACAUUUACAAUGAUGGGUUCACCAGAAUCACAGGGUCUAAUACCAAGAAUAUGUAAAACAUUAUUUUCUCGUAUGGCUGCUGGUAAAGAAACUGGUACAUCAUACAGAACAGAAGUAUCAUUUUUAGAAAUACAUAAUGAACGUGUUAGAGAUUUACUAAGACCUGAUCAAGCUAAAUUACAUUCAUUAAAAGUACGUGAACAUCCAAAACGUGGUCCAUAUGUACAAGAUUUAUCAAGUCAUUUAGUAUAUGAUUAUGCUGAUAUACAAGAAUGUAUGAUAAGAGGAAAUACACAUAGAACAACAGCAAGUACAAAUAUGAAUGAUGUCAGUAGUAGAAGUCAUGCAAUAUUUACAAUAACAUUUGUACAAGCUGGUUUUUCAGAGGGUAAUAUGCCAUCUGAAACAGUAUCAAAAGUACAUUUAGUUGAUUUAGCUGGUAGUGAAAGAGCAAAUUCAACUGGUGCAACUGGACAAAGAUUAAAAGAAGGUGCACAUAUUAAUAAAUCACUUGUUACACUUGGUUCUGUAAUAUCAGCACUUGCUGAAGUUAGUUCAACAUCAUUAUCAUCAUCAUCAUCGUCAUCUUGUGAUUUUAAUACAAAUAAUUCAUCAUUAUAUUUAAAAAAAAGUGUAUUUAUACCAUAUCGUGAUAGUGUACUAACAUGGCUAUUAAAAGAUUCACUUGGUGGUAAUUCAAAAACAAUUAUGAUUGCUGCAAUAAGUCCAGCUGAUUGUAAUUAUAGUGAAACAUUAAGUACACUUAGAUAUGCUAAUAGAGCUAAAAAUAUUAUAAAUAAACCAACAAUUAAUGAAGAUCCAAAUGUUAAAUUAAUUAAAGAAUUAAGAGAAGAAAUAUUAAAAUUAAAAUCAAUUAUGAGUAAAGAAAUAUCAACAUCAACAUCAACAGUAGCACCACCACCAAGUAUUUCUAUUGAAAAACAACAACAACAACAACCAUCACUACUACCACCAACAACACCACCACCACCACCACCACAAAAAAUUUUACUUGCACAAAUACAUGAAAAACAAGAACAAGAAAAAGUAUUGACUGAAGAAUGGACUGAAAAAUGGAGAGAAACACAAAAAAUAUUAAAAGAACAACGUGCAUUGGGUUUAAGAAAAAGUGGUAUUGGUGUUGUGUUGGAUUCAGAAAUGCCACAUUUAGUUGGUAUUGAUGAUGAUUUAUUGAGUACUGGUGUUACAUUGUAUCAUUUAAAAGAAGGUAAAACACAUGUUGGAACUGAAGAAGCAAAUACAAUACAAGAUAUUGUAUUAACUGGUCCAGAUGUUGAACCAAAACAUUGUAUUGUUGAAUUAUGUUGUGGUGUUGCAAUACUUGAUCCAUUAUCUGUUAAUUGUUGGAUAAAUAUGAUACAAAUUGAUAAACCAACAAGAUUAUCACAAGGUUGUAUUAUUGUACUUGGUAAAAAUAAUAUGUUUCGUUAUAAUGAUCCAGUUGAAGCAGCUAAAUUACGUAAAGGUGGUGGUGGUGGUGUUGGUAUUAGUACUGGUAAUACAUUUGCUAAUAGUGGAAAUCUUCAAUCAACUGUUGUUAAUUUAUCAAGAUUAUCAUUAUUAAGUUGGAGUGUAUCUGAUCUCAAUGUGUCUUCAUCAAGUGAAAAUUUAAUUAAUUCAAAUGAAGAUAUACAAGCAAUUGAAGAAUUGGAACAACAAAAAGCAGCAUUAAUCAAGGAAAAACAAGAUUUCAAGAAAGAACAAGAAGAACGUGAAGAACGAUGGACUGCUAGACGUGAGGCAUUAGAGGGUGCACAAAAACAACUUGAAAAAGAAUGGGGAACACAAUGGAAAGAAUGGGCUGAUGCUAUUGGAGCUCUUGAAUCUAGACAACAUGAAAUUCAUACUAGAAGACGUAAACUUGAGCAAGAACGACGGGACGAGAUGACACAAGUAGAAAGUUUAUGUAGAAAAGUCACAUCACUGCGUACCAAUCUGCAGUUCAAACAACGACAAUUUCAAGAAUUCAUCAACAAUCACGAUACUACACAAAUUCUUGUCAACAACGACAACAACAACAAGUCUCAAUGGCAAAAUACUAACGAUGAAGCAACAGCAAAUAAUGUCAGUCAAGGUUUCUGGUGCAGUUCAAAUAAUUCAAAGUCAAUUGAUACAACAAUGCAAGAAUUGAUUGAAAAUCAUAAAAAAGAAUUGGCUACAUUAGAGUGUGAAUUGGAAAAUAAAGUUGAAACUCUGAGUCAACAUCAACGUCGGGUUAUUAAAAUGGAACAAGAAUUGGCUGAUUUAUCUGACAAACAAAAAAACAUGAUGAUGGCAAAUAUAGCGUUUGAAAAUGAUGGAAUUGCAGAAAAAAAAUUAUUACUUGCUGGACAAACUCCUGAACAACUUCAAGAAAUAAUUAAAAAAAAACAAAGUUUUUCAUUAAAUUUAAGACGAGCAUUGCCAGCAUCACCAAAUAAAUCAUCUACCAGUUCAAGUUGUAGUGCCAAUGAAUUACUUUCUACUCAUGAUUUAAAAUCAUUUCAAGAUGCCUGCAAUGAAAAAGUCAAAAUAGCCUCAGCAUUAAGUUUAUUUACACCAGAUGAUGUACCAAGCUCAUCAGACACAAGUGAAACAUUUCAUACUGCUGCUGCUGCUGAUGAUUAUUCACCAGAACAGCAACCAGCAGUUGAUGAAAUUACUCUUGAUAAAAAUACAAGCACAAAGUUAAUUAAAUAUUCAAUAAAUAAUAAUAUAAUUAAAGAAAAUGAUUUUAAUAAUGAUGAUGAUGAUGAUGAUGAUGAUGGUAUGCCGGAAAAUAAUCCAGCAAUGAAAAAAUUAAAUAAUAAAAUAUGUCAACAGCGUGGACUUGUAAUGAAAUGUCUUGAAAAAAAUAGUCCAGCCAAUAAAGAUUUAAAUCAUGAAAUUCUUAUUCUUCAAGAUCUUCAGCGACAACAAAUUGAAUUGGAAAUAUGGCUUUUGAAACAAGAAAAACAAAAAAUAAUAUCAUCAUCCUCUGAAUUGGUUAUUAAUUAUAGUGAAACAGAAGAAUCAGAAGAUGAAAAUAAUGGUCAAUGGAAUAAAAAAAGAUUAUCAUCAUCUUCAUCAUCAUCAUCAUCUUUACGACAUUCACCAAUUGUUAUUAAUAAUAAUGAUAAUAAAUUAAUUAAAAAAAAAACAACAACGACAACAACAACCAAUGAAAUUUCAACAUCUUCUGUUGAUUUAACAACAGUUGAAAAAACAAUUCCAUCAGUGGUUAAUCGUGGUUAUUCAUCAGUUUAUUUAACAAGUAUAAAUAGAGCUACUACAGCAGCUAGUGCUAGUGCUGCUGGUGAUCGAGCUACUCUUGGUAAUCCAUUUUCUUUAUCAUUAACAAGAUCUUUGCCUUCUUUAAUAGCAAAUGAUAAUUGUAAUAAUUCAUUGACAAUAAUAAAUAUGAUUAUCAGUGUGCCAUCAUAUGUUAUACGUGGUGCUGGUACAUCAAGUCAUUAUGAAUAUGAAGUUCGUGUUAUUGUUAAAGAUGAUAGUUGGACUUUAUUACGUCGUUAUAGAAGAUUUAGAGAACUUUACAUGUCAAUGAAACAAAAAUAUGGUAGUAAAGUUUCAGCAAUUCGUUUUCCACCAAGACAAGUAUUUUCACGUUAUGAAAUGGUUGCACGACAACGAAGAAAACGUCUUGAAGAAUAUUUACGAAAUCUUAUACAAGUUUGCUCGGAACUUGAAAAUUGUCAAUCACUUUACAAACAUCGUAAUAAUUUAAGUAGCAUUGAUAAACAAUCUCUUGUUGAAUUUAAUUGUUUUUUUAGACGUGGCACAUUUGAAAGUAGUAAAUAUGGAACUAGCUAAAAAUUACUUUUCCUCGGAGCCUCACUAUAUUUUAUAUUUAUUAUUAUAACUUUUAUUGUUGGCCUAAUGAAUUUAUGGACUGCUAAUUAGUAGUCUCUAUUAUAUAAUAUUAUAUAUUUUUGACAAGAAAACAUAAUA
Messenger RNA from Aphidius gifuensis, 4784 nucleotides. RefSeq names its product kinesin-like protein KIF16B (gene Klp98A). Bases 513 to 4646 code for a protein of 1377 amino acids. NCBI's taxonomy places the organism in Eukaryota, Metazoa, Arthropoda, Insecta, Hymenoptera, Braconidae. Gene Ontology annotation, biological process: microtubule-based movement. The record is from RefSeq and is a predicted model, not a curated record. Gene Ontology annotation, molecular function: microtubule motor activity; microtubule binding; phosphatidylinositol binding. The transcript has 10 exons.